Gongylonema pulchrum is the source of this 651-nucleotide messenger RNA. Lineage: Eukaryota; Metazoa; Nematoda; Chromadorea; Rhabditida; Gongylonematidae. The record is from the annotation of a GenBank genome assembly.
AUGCCUGAUCCGUUGAAAUCGUUAAAAUUGAACGUUUGGAUUUGUGAUAUCAGUGAUUUUAUGAACCCAAUUCCGUAUCGCAGCCAGCUGCAGGAGAAAAUCGAGCCGGGCCAAACCCUGAUCAUCAAAGGUUCGACCAUCGAUGAAAGCCAGCGAUUCACGGUAAAUUUCCAUUGCAAAUCAGCGGAUUUCAGUGGCAACGAUGUGCCACUGCAUAUUUCGGUGCGUUUCGACGAAGGCAAGAUUGUAAUGAACACAUUCUCGAAUGGAGAAUGGGGCAAGGAGGAACGCAAGAGCAUUCCGUACAAGAAGGGAGCACCGUUCGAUAUGCGUAUCCGCGCACACGAUGAUCGAUUCCAGAUUUUCUGCGACCAGAAAGAAUUCAAGGAUUAUGAGCAUCGUCUGCCCCUAUCGUCGAUCACGCACCUAUCAGUCGAUGGAGAUUUGUACCUAAAUCAAGUCCACUGGGGUGGAAAAUACUAUCCGGUGCCGUAUGAGAGUGGUAUCUCGCAAGGCUUGGGCGUUUCGAAAUCACUGCUGAUUUUCUUGUGCCCGGAGAAGAAGGCGAAACGCUUCAACAUCAAUUUGCUGAAGAGGAACGGCGAUAUUGCACUCCAUUUCAAUCCUCGUUUCGAUGAAAAGGUUUUCUAG